Molecule: messenger RNA, 231 nt
Organism: Linum tenue
Lineage: Eukaryota; Viridiplantae; Streptophyta; Magnoliopsida; Malpighiales; Linaceae
Source: the annotation of a GenBank genome assembly
CUUUCUUCCCUGAAUGAAAAGCUUCCUCAAGGAGCAAAGAUUGUUAGCUUCUCAGAACCUGUGCUGCCUCUCUAGAACCAAGCUCCAUAUGUGUUUGAAGAGGAAGCAAGAGGAUGUUGUGGGACCAGAAACGUUGAGCUUGCAGUAUUCUGUGUUGUUCCAGCAGCCUGCCUUGAUGCAAUCAGGUCUCCUUCCAUUUUAGUUUCGUUUUAGAGCAUAAUUGCUUCGCCA